CCUGACAGCACCUCCUCCUUCCCAUUCUGCGACAAACAGCUGGUGAGAGAGCUGCAUCUCUCCGAGAACCGACUCACUCCUGCCGCGGACGAAGCCUCUUCACCAUGGGGAGGAUUGGCAAGGAAGUGGCAGGCCAGGUCAUCAGCUUCGCAGGCCUGGUCCUGGCCUGCGUCUGCUGCGGCGUCCCCAUGUGGCGAGUGACCUCCUACAUCGGCGCCAACAUCGUGACGGGCCAGGUGGUCUGGGACGGGCUGUGGAUGAACUGCGUGAUGCAGAGUACGGGUCAGAUGCAGUGCAAGAUUAACGACUCGUUGAUGCGGCUGUCGCAGGACCUGCAGGCCGCCCGCGCGCUGGUCAUCAUCUGCCUGAUCUUCGGCUUCAUCGGCUUCAUCAUCACCUUUGUUGGAGCCAAGUGCACCAGCUGCCUGAAGAAGGACUCCAGCAACGCCACUGUGGUGAUCAUCGGCGGGUGUCUCUUGAUCCUGGCAGCCAUCUUGAUCCUGGUCCCCGUCUGCUGGUCGGCGGCCGUCAGCGUCUCGGACUACCUGAGCAACUUGACCAUUGAGACGCAGAAAAGGGAAAUUGGAGCUUCUAUUUACAUCGGUUGGUGUUCGGCGGUGUUGCUUCUGAUCGGAGGGAUCAUCCUGACCACAUCCUGUCCUCCCAAUAAGCCCUAUUAUCCCGCCUACAGACCGCCAGUAUACACCUACGGGCGCCCGAACGCAGCGACGUACGGUCCAGUGUACGCGGCGCCGUCCAACCAGUCGUACACCGGGCCAUACACCGGGAGCUACGUCCCCUCCAAACCCUACGCAGCUCCAACCGCGUACUCUGCUCAGCCGUACGUCAGAAACUGAAACUUUGGUUUGCACUGUAUCAUAAAACUGCAUCUCAACAGAUACUGUAUUUUUAAAAGAUGCUUUGUAAUCCAGCAAAAUGUGACGUAAAAGUACUUUCUUCAGUAGCUCUGAUUCUACACCCUGUGGAGGAAUGUUGUUCCCUCUUACCUGUAACUCAUGCAUCGUUUUUCAUAAGGAAACAACUGUUGUAUUUAUUUUCCAACUUUCUGAGUUGCUGUGAUUCAUUGUUUGUUUCCCAGAAAAACUGCUUCAAUAAAAUGAUUGAGUCUUUUUA
Messenger RNA from Xiphophorus maculatus (southern platyfish), 1134 nucleotides. RefSeq names its product claudin-4-like (gene cldnf). Gene Ontology annotation, cellular component: bicellular tight junction; plasma membrane. Gene Ontology annotation, biological process: bicellular tight junction assembly; cell adhesion. Gene Ontology annotation, molecular function: structural molecule activity. Bases 105 to 857 code for a protein of 250 amino acids. The transcript has a single exon. The record is from RefSeq and is a predicted model, not a curated record. Lineage: Eukaryota; Metazoa; Chordata; Actinopteri; Cyprinodontiformes; Poeciliidae.